Messenger RNA from Lathyrus oleraceus (garden pea), 1359 nucleotides. RefSeq names its product zinc finger BED domain-containing protein RICESLEEPER 1-like. The record is from RefSeq and is a predicted model, not a curated record. The transcript is spliced from 9 exons. Gene Ontology annotation, molecular function: protein dimerization activity. NCBI's taxonomy places the organism in Eukaryota, Viridiplantae, Streptophyta, Magnoliopsida, Fabales, Fabaceae. Bases 1 to 1359 code for a protein of 452 amino acids.
AUGACGUUGUAUGCUGCAGAGAAGUUCCAAACAACAUUUGAAAAAUUAGAAGGAGAAGGUGUAGGGUAUGUGGAGUUUUUUCGACGUCUUGGUCCUCCUAGUUGUAGUGAUUGGGAAAAGUUAUCUUCUGUUUUUGGUGAGCUUCAAGAAGAAUCUAUGAACUUGAACUCUGAUUUAGCCUUAAUAGGAUAUGAGAUGAAGCAUAACCAUUCUGUUGUUGAUGCUCAACCUAUAAAUUCUUCACAUUUUAUAAAGGAUGAUGUAUUUAAGCAACAUUUGAAGGAUAAAGAUACCAUUGAUAAACAAAAUGAACUUGAGAGAUACAUGAAUGAUCCUUGUGGAAAUGCUGCUACUAAUUAUAACACUGUCAUUGUUAUUGUUUUAGAAUUUCAAAAAUGUUUUAUUACUGCAAAUAUUGGGACAAGUAUUGUUGAAGCUGGAGUAGCAGUUGGAUUGAAGGUGUUGCUGAUUACUUGUAGGAAACAAGUAUGUCUCGAUGUUUCCACAAGGUGGAACUCGACAUACAUGAUGUUGUAUGCUGCAGAGAAGUUCCAAACAACAUUUGAAAAAUUAGAAGGAGAAGGUGUAAGGUAUGUGGAGUUGUUUGGACGUGUUGGUCCUCCUUGUUGUAGUGAUUGGGAAAAGUUAUCUUCUGUUUUUGGUGAGCUUCAAGAAGAAUCUAUGAACUUGAACUCUGAUUUAGCCUUAAUAGGAUAUGAGAUGAAGCAUAACCAUUCUGUUGUUGAUGCUCAACCUAUAAAUUCUUCACAUUUUAUAAAGGAUGAUGUAUUUAAGCAACAUUUGAAGGAUAAAGAUACCAUUGAUAAACAAAAUGAACUUGAGAGAUACGUGAAUGAUCCUUGUGGAAAUGAUAAUGACAGAUCAUCCAUUCUAACUUGGUGGAAACUAAACAGACCUUCUGCUACUAAUUAUAACAUUGCCAUUGUUAUUGUUUUAGAGUUUCAAAAAUGUUUUAUUACUGCAAAUAUUGGGACAAGUAUUGUUGAAGCUGGAGUAGUAGUUGGAUUGAAGCAAACUAAUGUCACUAUUCAAUCAUCUGGUCUAUCAGAUAACCAUUAUGUUGUUGAUGCUCAACCUAGAAAUUCUUCACAUUUUAUAAAAGAUGAUGUGUUUAAGAAACAUUUGAAGGAUAAAGAUACCAUUGAUAAACAAAAUGAACUUGAGAGAUGCGUGAAUGAUCCUUGUGGAAAUGAUAAUGACAAAUCACCUAUUCUAACUUGGUGGAAACUAAACAGACCUCGUUACCCAAUCCUAUCAGCAAUGGUGAAAGAAGUUUUGGCCACCCCUAUAUCAACCGUAGCUUCGGAGAAUGAAUUUAGCAUAUGGGAAGAGUUUUAG